Gadus chalcogrammus (walleye pollock) is the source of this 1164-nucleotide messenger RNA. RefSeq names its product forkhead box protein G1-like. Gene Ontology annotation, molecular function: sequence-specific double-stranded DNA binding; DNA-binding transcription factor activity. Bases 1 to 1164 code for a protein of 387 amino acids. Gene Ontology annotation, biological process: regulation of transcription by RNA polymerase II. Gene Ontology annotation, cellular component: nucleus. The transcript has a single exon. Lineage: Eukaryota; Metazoa; Chordata; Actinopteri; Gadiformes; Gadidae. The record is from RefSeq and is a predicted model, not a curated record.
AUGGAGGCGCUAAAGGAGCCGCCGCACGCGCGUCGCUCCUCCUCGUUCAGCAUUCACAGCCUCCUGCGUGCAGACCGCGCGGACCGCGGGGAGCACGCGGCCCGCGGCCCCGACACGCCGUCACCGCGCGCCGCCUCGCCCGGGACGGUGGACGGCUCGUGCGCACGGACCCCGGACAAAGCAGACCGCGAGGAAGAGGAACAGGGCGAUGAGGAGGAGGAGCGCACGGAGGGGGAGGACGGCUGCGCGCGAUGCACCGAGGAUGACGACGACGACCUGCCGCCGUCGGAGAAGCGGGGCCCCGGUACCGUGACCGGGACCGGGAAAACCGACAAACCGCCGUUCAGCUACAACGCGCUGAUCAUGAUGGCGAUCCGCGGGAGCCCCGGGAAGCGGCUCACGCUCAACGGCAUCUACGAGUUCAUCAUGAAGAACUUCCCGUACUACCGGGAGCACCGGCAGGGCUGGCAGAACUCCAUCCGCCACAACCUCAGCCUCAACAAGUGCUUCGUGAAGGUCCCGCGCCACUACGACGACCCGGGGAAGGGCAACUACUGGAUGCUGGACCCCAGCAGUGACGACGUGUUCAUCGGCGGGACCACCGGCAAGCUGCGUCGGCGCUCCGCCACCUCGCGCGGCAAGCUGGCCAUGAAGCGCGGGCUCCGAUUCGCGCCGCUGAGCCUGGGGAUGAGCGAGCGCGCAAGCAGCCCGCUGUACUGGCAGCUGUCCCCGUUCCUGUCGCUGCACCCGCACCACGCGCACUUCACCGGCGCCCCCGCGCCCCCCCACGGCUUUCUGGGCCAGGCGCACGCUGGCUACGGGUCGCUGCUGCCGCCGGUGGAGCAGCUCGGGAACGGAGACCUCUCGCGCCCCGGUCCGCUGGGCAUGACGAACGGUUACGGGAUGGGCUCGUGCUCGCCCCCCGUCGGGCUGCUAUCCGGACAGACCACAGGAUAUUACGUCUCCGGGAACCAGCACGCGCCGCCACCGUCUCACCUGUCGCAGGGCGGCCACGCGCCGUUCGGCGGCCUCACGAGCGGCUCGCAGCUCACGGACCCGCUCAGAUCCACAACACUCCCGUCCUUUUCCCCGGUAGGCUCGAGCGGGUUCCCCGGUGUGCUCUCCCACCAGAAGCGCGUGACGCCGAACGCGUUCUUAAACUGA